This is a messenger RNA of Haplochromis burtoni (Burton's mouthbrooder), 1144 nucleotides long. RefSeq names its product hairy-related 12 (gene her12). The record is from RefSeq and is a predicted model, not a curated record. Bases 137 to 613 code for a protein of 158 amino acids. Gene Ontology annotation, molecular function: DNA-binding transcription factor activity, RNA polymerase II-specific; RNA polymerase II cis-regulatory region sequence-specific DNA binding; protein dimerization activity. NCBI's taxonomy places the organism in Eukaryota, Metazoa, Chordata, Actinopteri, Cichliformes, Cichlidae. Gene Ontology annotation, biological process: regulation of neurogenesis; anterior/posterior pattern specification; regulation of transcription by RNA polymerase II. Gene Ontology annotation, cellular component: nucleus. The transcript is spliced from 2 exons.
UUGGGAGUCCCACUGGUCAGAGUGUGGGAACCCCAGCCCUGCCUCAGCCACAUGACUUUGUUAUGCUAAUCUCCCAGUAUAAAAUGAGGAGCGGCUCCUCCAGAGACAUCACUGCUCACUUCACCUCUGCAGAGACAUGGCUCCUUACUCAACAAACUACUCCUCUGUUCACCACAUCAGGAUCUCUGAGAAGGAUAACAUUAAAAUGAGGAAACCCAUUGUGGAGAAAAUGCGCAGGGAUCGCAUCAACAGCUGCAUCGAGCAGCUGAAAGUCAUUCUGGAGAAGGAGUUUCACAAGCAAGAGCCCAACUCCAAGCUAGAGAAGGCUGACAUCUUGGAGAUGACUGUGAGCUUCCUGAGGCAGCAGCUGCAGACAGGCCUCUGUCAGAGUGACUACAACCAGGCCUACUCUCAGUGCUGGAGGGACCCUGUGCACUUCCUUUCAGCUGGCUCAGAGGCUUCUCUCGCCCCUCUGCAGGGACUCCAGCAGCAGCAAGACCAGAAACUCCUUCAAGCCCAGACAGCCAGCAGCUCCUCCCCAGUCUGCUUCACACUCAGGCCCACCACAGUGCAGGACAGCGGGAGCAGAGGCCCCGUGUGGAGGCCUUGGUAGAGGCAGAGACUGAGACAUGAGGGGUGCUGAACUCUCCCUCACUAUGUAGGAAAUAUAUUUUUCCAGCCUGCUCAUUCCUGAUGGGUUUCCUUAGCGUCUCAUCACAUUGAUGGACAAGUAAAAGCACCGGCUGUCACGUAGCUGAAGAUCCCGCUGUGACUCUUAAUACGUACUUUCCCUUUGCGUUUAAAGCUGGAGGUUGAUUUUGAUUUUGAGUAUUGAUAGUUUUGUUGUUUACUCCAGUGGAGUUUUAUCUUUGGACUACUCGAUGUUACUGUAUAUGUGUCUGCCAUACUGUGUUUAUGGACAGCUGCUGUGGAGAAUAUUUCUCAUCUGUUUUGAUGUAUCUAUGCCAAACUCGAUGUGUCAGUAUGAUUACAAAGCGUGUGUUUUGCGUGUAGAUGGGUUUAUAUUUUUAACAUGUUGUACUGAGAUGUUUAUAUUGCUGUUCUGCUAUUGUGUAAAGGUUCUUAAAACUCAUUCCUAACAUUUGUACGACAAUUAAAAAUAAAAAGAAACAAUCAUUAAAAA